GGCUGCUAGGAGGUGGGUCAUCGUUGUUGCUGACAACUACAGCGUCCGACGACAAAAUGUUCGAUGAUCCUGCAACUGUAGUAGAUGAUAUGGACUCUAGUACUAGAACUAGUACCAACUCCAGACUUUCUACCUUAGCUCAUCAACAACAUCACCUACAGCACAGAGAUGAACCUCCUCAAACACAACAUCAAGAUGAACAGGAGUAUGGACAGACACAAGGUUCUUCUGUAGACGAGAGACAAAGUGUAGUGCAGGAAGAGCCUACUGCAUCAAAAGAUAAUGCUUACGGUCAGGCUGACAGUAACGAGCAGGGGCAGGAGCAGGAAGCCGUAGUACGCGAUCAAGAAGAGCAAGAGGCGGUGGCGGAGGAUACCAAUCAUAACAACAAUUCCGAAGAGGACAAAUCCCCCUUGCUAUCAUUAAGGCUCCCAGUGUUUCAACAUCUCAAGAAGCAUCAUCUCUGACUCUUUUCUCACAGGAGAAUGCGUCAAAAAUGAUAAGAAAGAUGCUUUUAAAGAUGAAUAGAAGUCACAAACACAAGGUCUAACAUCAACAGCAAGCAGGAGCGAAGAGCAAGAGGGCUCAGCAGGACGAAGCGCUCCUUUAGGGACUAAUGUGAAGGCAACGGCCACGGCUGGCACUGGUAAGGUUUCUGGCUCAGCCUCUGCCACCUCUAGACGCCUAAAGGGCUCUGCUUCUGCGGCGAAAGGCAAAAGCGUCUCGACGCGAACGUCAAAGGACGAGAAGAAU
Messenger RNA from Amoebophrya sp. A25, 753 nucleotides. Lineage: Eukaryota; Dinophyceae; Syndiniales; Amoebophryaceae. The record is from the annotation of a GenBank genome assembly.